Molecule: messenger RNA, 1031 nt
Organism: Mytilinidion resinicola
Lineage: Eukaryota; Fungi; Ascomycota; Dothideomycetes; Mytilinidiales; Mytilinidiaceae
Exons: 1
Coding region: 257-934 (225 amino acids)
Source: RefSeq, a predicted model, not a curated record
CGGUUGGCAAGGUAUGUGUGAAGGCUGGGGAAUAAGGCGAGUUUUGGGGGUCGAGAUUGGACGAACUGCAAAGUCUUACGGCCGGGGCAUAUCUCCAGGACGCGGCUCUCUGCACAGGAAGCCAUGCUGCAUAUGCUGCAGGCUCAAGCCCCAGUGACCCUAUGUCGCUCCGCCGGUGGUCUAGCGGUCAGUCGUUCGGUUUCCCCACGGUCAUGUCUGAGAUCAGCCUUGUGGUCGGUGGCCGCAAAGCCCCCAGAUGGACUUAGCCUCGUCGCAUCCAACUCAACACCAGCGCGAGGGAUUUUCGUGUGAGGCAAUUACCGAUGGACGCGCUGGAUGGGAAGUCUGCGAUUGGGUUCUUGUAAGUCUCGCAACUGGUGCGCAUAUUUGCCUGCGGAGGACUUCUUGUCCCGUGCUGGGCAUCGCCCUGCGCUCAGAGGUUAGUGAGCAGCCCUCGUGCUCAGUGGGACCCGGUCUACGGAAAACCCUAUCAAGCGUCCGCAGAAACGGCAUGCUCUGGACAGUGUCUGCGUUCCCUUGCUUCAGGGCUCCGCGUGGAGGCUGUGACGGCGUGGCGGUUGACGUACGCAACGACUGGCGAACGGUUGAGCCCAAAGCACACAACGACGUCGCGCGCGGGACGGAUGCCUCGGACGCACCAAAGUCCCGCAUUGCAGAUGGACAGGGGCGUGGGGCGGGUCUGAAGGAGCUGGGAGGCGUCCAGCGGGCCUUCCAAGCCGUGGGAGAGAACAUGCAGACGGGUAUUCUGGCAAACUGGGAACGAGGGGGCGGAUACCUUGCAGAAGCUCGAGCUGCACCACACCGGAGGAGUCGAACUUGCACAAAGCCCCAAACCCGGUAUUCGGGGCGUCUGGAGCACGAAUCAGCCGAUUCUUCGUACUUCGUAGCCUUGUGUUGGAAGCAAUCACUAUAGAAAAGCCAGGCCGCCAGGUCGAGAGGCACGGUUGUGUUCGUUGUUCUGUCUCCCGUCAAUAUGUGAUUAUCACUGGAAAUAAAGAUGACACCCUUUU